Messenger RNA from Cooperia oncophora, 1449 nucleotides. Lineage: Eukaryota; Metazoa; Nematoda; Chromadorea; Rhabditida; Trichostrongylidae. The record is from the annotation of a GenBank genome assembly.
AUGCAAUCACACCGUAGACAACCGAAAGUCGGGAAGAAAUCAGAGAGGGCAUCAGUGAAUGUUGUGGUCAAGAUUGAUUCUACGGCACCAUUACAUGGGCAUGUGUAUGCUGUGAUAGGAGCCUUACAUGCCUCAUUCGAAGAGUGGUCUCUGGAUUGUGGGCUUUUCCAUCUGAAAUCGCAAGUUGUGUACUAUCUCCACGCAGCGACGAGCGUCCUCGGCCUGGAGGCGUAUUCGUCCCAGUAUAAAACUGAGUUCAUUGAGUGCUCAGAUUGCAUCUACGAAGUGGAGAGAAACGAUGGCUUAGCAAUGGACGAAUUCCCAUCGCCUCACGGUCAUCCGGCAAGGAAUUUCUCGAUAGAUCAUCCAUUUUCUCUAUGGAAAUCGGUUGCUGAAAUACUUCAACCUCAUCUGACACACUCGCUAGCAGGCAGCACCUGUAAAGUGGCGAGGCUGCUCACAGUUCUCGGAGUUGGCCUCGGAACUGGUAGAUUGGCGCUCAUGACGGACGUUCAUCGUCUGCUGGGUAGAAAUUGGGAACGACGUCUGCGCCUCCGUCCUGAUCAAGUGGACAAAGUGGCUGAAAUAAUGUUCAGCAAUACAAGAACUCCUGCACAAAAAAGUGUGGCCUUGAUAACUGAAUUCGGCUUCACACGAUGGACUAUCGAGCAGUUGCCACCGUCAAUUGGCCUUCUGCUUGGUUCAAUCAUCAUGGGCCAACAUACUUCCACAGAACUGUUCCAGUUCAAAAGCCCUCAGAUGGUGACUAGUUUCCCGCAACCUGAAGAAAUGUCCCAGAUCGCUCGGAUACGCUGGCCCAGAGAUGUUCGGCGCGACAAUGUGCAAGCAAUGUUGGAUAGUACCAAACCAGUAUUGAUUGCCACUCAGCAUUUGGAUGCUGGUACAGACGGUGAAAUACGUGAAGCUCAGGAGCAAUUCCUGAAUGCCACCUGGACUCGUUAUCUCGCGCAGGCUUUUGGACGGGCGUUUUUCACAUUUCGAACUGUUCUACCAAAUCCUGCAGAAGCACUGUACGUACCGGACGUAUGCCUAUCAGCUCGUAUUUACCCGUCCAACCUCACUUAUGAUCUCACCUUGACUGAGCCUCUGAGACACCUACGAGAAUGGGGCGAGUUCUAUAAUGGUGUUGCCACGGGUCUAUCUGUGGUUGGCGCUGAUGUGGUGCGAGUUGACCAUGAAUGGCUGACUUUGUGCCAUACAAGCGACAAGAUUUCACCUCCGACUGCUGCUGGACUACUGUAUGCCUUUGGUUUGAAUGGUCAUUUGCCAAAUUUCAAUAUGUUCCACGUUCACGAAGUACUGGCAUCGCUGGAUAAGUUCCCGUCGAUUGCUUUGCUUCUCGGCAUGGCGAUGUCAAAAAUUGGUACUGGUGAUCGUCAAGUUUACAAGCAAAGUCGCGAGUCGUCACUUCCUGCUCUUACCCUUUGA